Molecule: messenger RNA, 1906 nt
Organism: Equus caballus (horse)
Lineage: Eukaryota; Metazoa; Chordata; Mammalia; Perissodactyla; Equidae
Source: RefSeq, a predicted model, not a curated record
AUGCUCACCAGGGAAAGCCCAGUGACCAUCUGGUGUCAGGGGUCUCUGCAGGCUGUUUUCUACCAUCUGUAUAAAGGUGGAGUCUCUAAACCCUUGGUUACAGAGACCCCACAGGACUCCAGCAACAAGGCCAGAUUCUCCAUUGAAUCUAUGAGCUCACAGACUGCAGGGCUGUAUCAGUGUGCAUACAACACCAGCAGGAAUGGCUGGUCAGAGCGCAGUGACCCCCUGCCCCUGGUGGUGACAGGUAAGGGGGAGGAGCUGGGUCCCCUCUCACUGUGGGCUCCUCCUCACAGGCAGAAGGGAAUGAAGUGUGGAAUCCAGGGACCUCAGCCCUCACAGUCCACACCUGGGGUAUGUGGGCUGACGGUCCCCCCUUUAACACAGCUCCCUCCUUCUCCCUCAGGAGUGUACAGUGCACCCUCCCUCUCAGCCCACCCAGGCCCUGUGGUGGCAAAAGGAGGGAACGUGUUCUUAACCUGUAGCUCAGAGUCCACACUGGGCAUUUUCCAUCUGCUGAAGGAGGGAGCAGCUGACCUGCCACAACACAUGGAAUCAAGGACUUAUCGUGGGAGGUGGCAGGCCCUCUUCCCUGUGGGCCCCGUGAACACCUCCCAUGGAGGAACUUACAAAUGCUAUGGUUCCUCCAAAGCCUACCCCUAUGUGUGGUCACUCGCCAGCAAUCUUCUACAUCUUGAGGUCACAGGUGUGUACAGGGAGCCCUCCCUCUCAGCCCAGCCUGGCUCGCUGGUGCUCUCUGGAGACAACCUGACCCUCCAGUGUCACUCAGAGGCCGGCUUUGAUAGUUUCGCUCUGACCAAGGAUGAGGGGCUCACACCCCCCCAGCAUCUUUGCGGGCAGCACAGCCCCAGCUUCCCCCUGGGCCAUGUGAACCACACCCAUGGGGGCCAGUACAGAUGCUACAGUGGAUACAACCUCUCCUAUGUGUGGUCAGCCCCCAGUGCACCCCUGGACAUCAUGAUCACAGGAAUGUAUGAGAAGCCCUCCCUCUCCACCCAGCCGGGGCCCUCAGUGUCCUGGGGAGAGAAGGUGACCCUGCAGUGUCGCUCUGAGAUCUGGUUGGAUACUUUUCAUCUGUCCAAGGAAGGGUCACUUGCUCCUCAUCAGCACCUUCGUCUGGAGGACACCAAUGAACCCUUUCAGGCCAACUUCACCAUCAACCCUGUGACCUCAGACCAUGAGGGGACCUACAGGUGCUACAGUUCAGACAGCACCUCCCCCUACCUGUUGUCGCUCCCCAGUGACCCCCUGGAGCUCCUAGUAUCAGGACCUUCUGGGGACCCCAGUCCCCCACGCACAGGACCCAUCUCAACAACUGAAGGAUCUGACACCAUCUGCACAUCACAAAACAAGUCAGACUCAAAGAAUGCCUCACAUCCCCAAGAUUACACAGUGGAGAACCUCAUCCGGAUGGGCAUGGCUGGUUUGGUCCUGGUUGUCCUUGGGAUUCUUCUAUUUCAAGCUUGUCACAGACCACGAAGACCCUAAGAUGCAGCCAGGAGAGAACAAUGCAUUGUUCAGAUUGGUAGAGCCUUGGAAAUAAAUUUUUUGUUCCCAGAAGUUUCUGGAAGGCCAUCUGGGGCAUAUGCUGAGUGAACUGUCUGCAGGUCAUUGCGAGGUGGAGGAAUCAUUGUUCCUGUGCAGGGACAAUGUCUAGACUCUUCUUCCAUUAAAUUGUGGAACUUUUCUUCCUGACCACUGUUGAGUUAUCUGUUUUUCCUUUCAGAACAUGCAAUCUGUUUUAAUAAAUCAAUAAAUUGUAAUAACAAAGAUCCAGCCUGAAAGAGGUCAAUCCAAAAUGGUGCCCUAACGCCCUCUCUGGACUCCACAAGCACUUCACUUUUGAUCAGAUGCUACCUGUGUAGUUUCUUUGGAAAUAUCAUGA